Camellia sinensis is the source of this 2151-nucleotide messenger RNA. The record is from RefSeq and is a predicted model, not a curated record. NCBI's taxonomy places the organism in Eukaryota, Viridiplantae, Streptophyta, Magnoliopsida, Ericales, Theaceae.
AAGAGAUCCAUCAGAGAAAAACCAUCAUCAUUAUCGUCAGCAUCAUUAUUAGCACAUCAUGACAUAACUAACAAUAAUCAUUAUAAACAUCUGAGAGAAAAAAAAGAACAAGAACAAAGCAAAACCUCAAAGAAGUGCAAGUUCUCAGUUUGAAGCCAUAGCUGAGAAAUGGAAGAAGAAGAAGAAGAAAAAGCGAACCAAAUGAUGAUGAUCAAAGAGCCACUUCUUUCUCAACAACCACCUUUCUCUUCUUCUCUUCUCAUCUAUUUGUAUGUUGGCCACUUCUUGGCCAGAUGGGGUGCCAGGAUGUGGGAAUUCUCUGUUGGUUUGUACAUGAUUAAUCUUAGUCCCAACUCAUUACUCCUGGCUGCUCUCUACGGCGUGGUGGAAUCUGCCUCCACUGUAUUGUUCGGUCCCCUUGUUGGACAAUGGGUCGAUCGCUUAUCAUACGUGAAGGUUCUACAACUCUGGCUGUUAACACAGAAUCUCUCUUUUCUCAUUGCCGGAGGCACGGUGGUCGCAUUGCUAGUCCACCCAGACUUACAAUUUUCAAAUUCCAUAGCAUUCGUGUCACUUGUCAUAAUAACCAAUAUUUCUGGAGCUAUCGGCGUGCUUUCCACUCUCGCCGGAACCAUCUUGAUCGAGAGAGAAUGGGUGGUGGUGAUAUCAGAAGGCCACCCUGCGGAAAUUCUGACGAGCAUGAAUUCGGUUAUAAGACGCAUUGAUUUAAUCUGCAAGCUUUUCGCACCCGUGUUGACCGGCUUCAUUAUCAGUUUCGUAUCUCUAACAGCAUCGGCUUUUGCUUUAUCGCUUUGGAACACCGUAUCUGUUUUCUUGCAAUAUUGGAUGCUAAUGUCCGUAUACAAUGGGUUUCCGUCUUUACGCGAAGGGAGCCUAAAGAGGGUUUCGAGGUCGUCGCCAGUUCCGGAAGAGAGCCCUUCUACUUCUGGGGCGAAAAGUACGGUGCUUUCUGAUGAUGAAAAUGAUUCGGAGUUGUCCAAAAACAGCUGGAUAGGGAAACUAAUCGAGCGGUUUUCCAAGAUUCAAUAUGUUGUUUCAUGGAGAGUGUACUUGCAGCAAGAUGUGGUACUUCCCGGUGUAGCUCUUGCUUUGUUGUAUUUUACCGUGCUCAGCUUUGGAACUCUAAUGACUGCUACAUUAGAAUGGGAGGGUAUACCUGCAUAUGUUAUUGGAAUUGCGCGUGGAGUAAGUGCUACAAUAGGAAUAGCUGCAACAUUUCUCUAUCCUAUCUUACAGUCUCGGAUUUCAACGCUUCGAACAGGACUCUGGUCCAUCUGGUCUCAGUGGAUUUGCCUCUUAGUAUGCGUAGCUUCGAUAUGGGUACAAAACAAGCUUGUAUCGGCAUACGUGCUGAUGGGCGGAGUGGCUGCAUCGCGCCUUGGAUUGUGGAUGUUUGAUUUAUCUGUCAUCCAACAAAUGCAGGAUCAAGUUCCAGAAUCGGAUCGCAUAGUAGUGGGGAGUGUACAAAAUUCACUUCAGUCUGUUCUCGACUUGAUGACAUAUGUUAUGGGCGUAAUCGUCUCUGAUCCCCAGGAUUUCUGGACGUUGAUAAUGCUAUCGUUCGUGUUGGUGACCCUGGCUGCAGGACUAUACAGUCUGCACAUUUAUUGCGUCCGCAAGCACCUCAUUCACUUUGAAAAGUUGAUUCUGUUGUUUUCCCUGAGGAAUCAUCCGAGGUAAAUGCUCCCCCACGUUACCAACAAUGAGGGUUCGAAUCCCAUCCCGUUCGCUUAGUUGAUAUGCUUAGAGGAUGGCUUUUGAAGUCUGAACCUCAAGUUUACCUUUUUCGGUUGGGUCUAAAGGAUUCUGCCCAGGACAGGCUCUCUAUCAUUAAAAAAGAAAAAGAAAAAGAAAAAGAAGAAAGAAAGAAAGAAAAAAAAAGACGACUUGUUUCCACGAUUUGUAAAAUCAUCAUAAACUCACGUCAGAAUAGGUGUAAUUUUUAUUUUUUUAUUUUUAUUGUAAUGGAUUUGAGUUUGUUGACACUCACGCCUCAUUUGUAAAUAAUUGAUGUUAGUGUUGAUAUCCAUGUAACAGGCAUCUAUGCUAAGUUGAAUUGUGGAAUCUUUUUUAUUAGUAUGUUGUUUUAAGCAAAUUUAUUGCAAGAGAAACUUGGAUUUAGGGGCUACA